This is a messenger RNA of Cornus florida, 1636 nucleotides long. RefSeq lists its product as uncharacterized. The record is from RefSeq and is a predicted model, not a curated record. The transcript has 9 exons. Bases 788 to 1516 code for a protein of 242 amino acids. NCBI's taxonomy places the organism in Eukaryota, Viridiplantae, Streptophyta, Magnoliopsida, Cornales, Cornaceae.
UUGAUCCAGCGCCUCACACAUGCUGAACAGAGAGAAAGGGAACCACUAGCCUUUGCACUACUCCUACACGUCGACAACGGAGUGUCUUGCUCGGCCGGCCAGCCAGCCUUGCCAGGUGCCUCAGUGUUGUGGGAGUUGUUAAUAUGAGGACAGAGAUGGAUGAGGAUUGGAGUUGUAUCAUUAAGGGUGAAAAUAAAAUUAAGAAUAGCAUUGUUCGAGAUGAUGAGGAUGAAUUCAUUACCCUUUUGGAGAAGUCAUUGGUCAUAAAUUCAGGGGGCAUGGUUAAACUGAAGUUCGGUGAAUCUGAAGUGUGCCCUUACGAACUUUUGGCAUUUAUCUGCCAUCAUCGUGCGGUAACUUGUGGCACGGCACUGGUUAAAGGGAAGACGGAUCUUAAAUUGGAUCUUAACAUUCCGAUCAUCCAGGGAGCUUUCCCGCUGCAUGUAGCAGCUUCUUCAUUAUCUUUUCACUUAAUUGAGUUAUUCCUCCUCCAUGGUGCACGACCCAAUGUCCAAUGUGAUGCAAAUGACUUGGAGCACAAUGGGUUGCUCCCUCUCCAUAUGGCACUUGAAAGAGUAAGAUAUCUCGCUCGGUGGACUCCUAGAGAAUCCGUUUUCAAGUUGAUCAUCAUACUUUGCCUUCCAAAAAUGGUUCAUUCUUUACCGAGAAUCUGAUGUAAAGAAGCAUUGGAGACUAUAGGUUGCUUGCACAUAAUACAGAAGAGAUCAAGGAGGUAAUUCGCUAUUUUGCAAAGGAUGGCAAACUCAUUGAGCUGGCUGUUCUUCUAAUGGUAGCUAGGGAAAAGGUUAUGGAUUCAAUUACAUUUGAGAGCGUCGAACUUUUCACUUCAACUGGAUGCAUGACAUUACAUCAAUGCAUCCAACUUGAACUUGCCGCACUGAUUAAUUCUGAGUACAGAUUAAUGUACAAAAAGGAAGACAAAAAGUUGGCCCAAAUAUGUAAGAAUUUGAAGGAGGCAAUGAUAUAUAUGCUACAGUUACUCGAGAUUUUUGAGAGGGCUGGGGAUGCUAUUGAGACUUAUCUUCAGUUAGAGCGAACUAAUGUCCCAAAAGAACAGGUUACCCAAGAGGUUGCCAGUCUACUUGCUGUAGCGGGCUUUAAAUUGAAAUCCAGAGAGUCUGAUCUAAGCAAUAUAGUAGAAUGCUGCCCGGACAAGCUGGUCUUGGAACACUCGAGUGAUCCUGUCAAGGAAAGAAAAGGACAAUCAGUGUUCUCACAAUCAAAUAAAAAGCCAACACAUAGUCUGCCAAAUAAGACCUGGAGGUUGAUUCAUACUCGCUAUUCGAUUGGGUCCUCGGCUUUAUCUUCUUCUAUCCUGCCGAUGCAUGUAUCCUGGAACCGGAAAGCCAACUUCUGUUCAGGGAUUCCUAAAACUAUGGGCAGUCAAUUGAAUGAGAGAUUAAAAGGAGAAGGGCAAUAUGUGGGGAAAUUUUCUCCAGUCAAGCAAUUGGCUAAUUUUGUAUUAGUGGUCAAGAGGGGGAUAAGAUUCAUAUGACUCUCAAGCCUUUUUAUUUUAGAGUUCUUAUUCCUUUCGAAGUUAUGACUUAUGAUUCGUUUACUGUUUAGACAUGUGCAAGUAAUUGGUUUUAUAUUCGAAGUUGUGACUUAUGAUUCA